CACCAUCUCCUCCUCCUCCUCCUCCUCCUCCUCCUCCUCUUCCUCUUCCUCCUCUGACAUCGUAUCAAUGAUUGGAUCUCUCUAACCCCAGCACAUUAAAAGUGUUGGUGUUUUUGAAAAAACCCAAUAAAUAAAUAUAACGAGUUUUAUUUUUUAUGGGUACUUUUCAGAGCUUUAGGAAGGCCUAUGGAGCUCUGAAGGACUCUACCAAGGUUGGCCUCAUCAAGGUCAACAGCGAAUUCAAGGAUUUGGAUAUUGCCACUGUGAAGGCCACCAGUCACGUAGAGUACCCUCCAAAGGAACGUCACGUUCGAAAGAUUUUCUCCGCGACUUCAGUGACACGUCCACGUGCAGAUGUAGCAUACUGCAUUCAUGCGCUGGCCAAGAGAUUGUCCAAGACACGGAGUUGGAUUGUUGCCAUAAAGACGUUGAUAGUUAUUCAUAGAACAUUGAGAGAAGGUGAUCCUACCUUCAGAGAGGAGCUUUUGAACUAUUCGCAGAGAGGGCACAUUCUCCAAAUUUCCAAUUUUAAAGAUGACUCAAGUCCCCUUGCUUGGGAUUGCUCCGCCUGGGUGAGGACAUAUGCACUCUUUUUAGAAGAACGGCUGGAGUGUUUUCGAGUUUUGAAAUAUGACAUUGAGGCAGAGCGUUUGACAAAAACGUCGCCAGGAUCAACCAAGGUCCAUAGUAGAACACGAACACUGGGUGCUGAUGAGCUGUUGGAGCAGCUACCUGCACUGCAGCAACUUCUUUUCCGCCUUAUGGGUUGCCAGCCCGAGGGGACAGCUUAUAACAAUUACCUCAUACAAUAUGCCUUGGCUCUGAUAUUGAAAGAGAGCUUUAAAAUAUACUGUGCCAUCAAUGACGGAAUUAUAAAUCUCGUUGACAUGUUCUUCGAUAUGUCAAGAUACGAUGCAGUUAAAGCCCUCAAUAUUUACAAAAGAGCUGGCCAACAGGCUGAAGGGCUUGCUGAUUUUUAUGAAUACUGCAAGGGUUUGGAUCUUGCUAGAACUUUUCAGUUUCCAACAUUGAGACAGCCCCCACCGUCAUUUCUUGCAACAAUGGAGGAGUAUAUAAAGGAGGCGCCUCAGUCAGGUUCCGUUAACAGGAGACUGGAAUACCAGGUGACAGACGAGCAGCCUCAGAGACCUGAAGAACCUCCUCCUCCAGAGCCUGAAAAACAAGACGAAAAAGUUGAGGAGCCACUGCCAAAAACAGAGGAAGAACCCCAACCCAAGGAAGAGGAAGUCGAACCUCCUCCUUUGAUAUCAACUGAUGACACAGAUCUGCUGGGUUUAAGGGAAAUUAAUCCAAAAGCUGCAGAAAUCGAAGAAAGCAAUGCCUUAGCUCUUGCCAUAGUUCCACAGGGCAGUGAACAAAAACCUGGAGCGUGUUUCAAUGAUUUUGCUGGGACUUCCGGUUGGGAGCUAGCACUGGUGACCACACCAAGCAACCAUACCAGCCAAGCGCCCAUAGACAGAAAGUUGGCUGGUGGAUUUGACAAGCUAUUACUUGAUAGCUUGUAUGAAGAUGAAGGUGCCAGGAGACAAUUACAACUCCAGAAUGCAGGGUAUGGUUAUGGUGCGACGAGCUUGCAAAAUCCAUUUGAACAACAAACACAACAGCCCGUACAGGACCCAUUUGCAAUGUCCAACAGCGUAGCACCCCCAACAAAUGUGCAAAUGGCGCUCAUGGCGCAGCAACAACACGAGCACCAACAAAUCAUGCAGCAGCAACAACAACAAUACCAACAACAGCAAAACAUGAUGGUGGUACCUCACCCGUAUUAUUCUCAAUAUUCCCAACCAAUGCAGCCCGCGGGCUCUUCAAACCCGUUCGGAGAUCCAUUCAGCUUCCCUCCGAGUACAACGUCGCAUCAGGGAAACCAAAACCUAAUAUAGAAGACCACUUAUUUCAUGAUUUUAUUCCAACUAUUUUUUUCAUUCUUUGGAGUAAUAGUGUGACUUUGAUGAGCUCAUUCUUUUUUUAAUCUGUAUAUUGUUUCGGUGGGCCAUUGACAACAACGGAAUGCAUAUCAAACGACCUGCUAUUUGGAUCAAACAUUUGCUUGUUGUUCAGUGUUUACGGAUGCGUAUCAGAAGUUCAAC
Molecule: messenger RNA, 2108 nt
Organism: Pyrus x bretschneideri (Chinese white pear)
Lineage: Eukaryota; Viridiplantae; Streptophyta; Magnoliopsida; Rosales; Rosaceae
Product: putative clathrin assembly protein At5g57200
Exons: 15
Coding region: 156-1901 (581 amino acids)
Biological process (GO): clathrin coat assembly; vesicle budding from membrane; clathrin-dependent endocytosis
Cellular component (GO): clathrin-coated pit; clathrin-coated vesicle
Molecular function (GO): 1-phosphatidylinositol binding; clathrin heavy chain binding; SNARE binding
Source: RefSeq, a predicted model, not a curated record